AUGUUCCACCGCCCCUUGAAGAGCUCCAUCCUCUCGCUGCCCCGCAUAGCGGCCGCCGGCCCGCUCGCGCGCGCGUCGACCAUGGCGCUACCCACGUCGCUCGAGCGUCUCUUUGCCAACAACAAGAAGUGGAGUGCGGGCAAGAAGCUGCUGGACGCCGACUACUUUGACAAGACGUCGCAGGGGCAGCACCCCCAGUACCUCUGGAUUGGCUGCUCGGACUCGCGCGUGCCGGCCGAGGAGAUCACGGGCCUCGCCCCGGGCGAGAUGUUUGUGCACCGCAACAUUGCGAACCUCGUGGUGAACAACGACAUUAGCUCGCUCGCGGUCGUGCAGUACGCCGUCGAGCACCUCAAGGUCAAGGACAUUAUCGUGUGUGGCCACUAUGGCUGCGGUGGCGUGCGCGCUGCUGUGGAUAACAAGGACCUGGGCCUACUCGACAUUUGGCUGCGCAACAUUCGUGACGUUGUCCGACUUCAUACCACGGAACUGCAAGAGAUUGACGACGACGAUCAGCGCAUGCGGCGGACGGUGGAGCUCAACACCAUUGAGCAAUGCAUGAACGUGUUCAAGAUCGGUCUGGUGCAACGUCACCAAGUCAAGUACGGCUUCCCGCGCAUCCAUGGCCUUGUCUAUGACUUGGAAAACGGUGAACUCAAUGAACUAGACAUUGACUUUGACGCGUACGUUCGCAAGUACCGGUCCAUCUACAAACUGCACGCGUUCUCGUCCGAGCCGCCGCAGCGUCGAUCCCAACUGCAGGGCAACAUGAUUCGCUCUCUAGCUGAAGGCCACACCGAAACGUCGGGCUGUGUGAGCGUCGAGUACAUCAAGCGCGCCAUGUCCGGGGAGCCGAUUCUUUUCAGUGAGACGGAGAUCAGCAGCGCUAUUGCCAGGGCACAGGAAGGCGACAGUGACUGCAGCACUGUCGACGUUGAGAAGCUCGUCUGGUUCUUUGACCACUGA
Molecule: messenger RNA, 966 nt
Organism: Hyaloperonospora brassicae
Lineage: Eukaryota; Oomycota; Peronosporomycetes; Peronosporales; Peronosporaceae
Source: the annotation of a GenBank genome assembly